CUCCACCUUCUAUGUAAAUGACAGCGUGAGUGAGUGGGACCCGAGGCGGAGAGCUCUUACUGAAUGAGGCUGACGGGGACGGGGGGAGUUGCCUUCACGGACGUGUGUGUGUGUGCGCUCACAAUAAUAAGGAGGUGUGGGUCCGCUCUCUGCUGUUUGCAUGUACCCGGAGCAGAGCAGCGAUAGGCUACCUUUUGGAUGCAAUCAUGUCACGAGCGCUGGGCUGUGCCACGAGAGCAUCUGAAUAAUCCACACCGGCCAUACGCGCACGGCAGAAGACUGAAGCGAUGGGUGGCCAGAUAACGCGAAAUGCCUUUUACGCAUCAUACUUCACACGGCUUCUACUGAGAAUUUGUGGUCACAGAUGUCCAACAGAGCGUCUCACGGCCAACGCGGACCAUGUAAUGCAGCCAUUAGAUUUCAGAAUGGCUGUUUGUCUGGGAACAGCUCAUUUUACUCCCUUGGUGGCCCAUUCCCGUCCACGUCACAUCGAUGUCACCACAAACCCAAGAGGUGCCUGCCUAUCCACUGUGGCAGUGUCGGUGGGCCUCUCCCCAUCAGCCCACUUCUAUUCCAUCCAAACGCCAAGGGGUCCCAAAUUGUCAUGGACCUUGCCCAGAAGACAGCAAAGAGGCAGGCCAGUUUCUGCAAUGCCAUCACCUUCAGCAACCGGCCCAUCACGCUCUAUGAGCAAGUCCGCCUCAAGAUUACCAAAAAGCAGUGCUGCUGGAGUGGGGCUCUGCGUCUGGGCUUCACCGCUAAAGACCCCUCCAGAAUAAACCCAGACAACCUUCCCAAGUACGCUUGUCCUGACCUGGUGUCUCAGAGUGGCUUCUGGGCCAAGGCGCUGCCCGAGGAAUUUGCCAACGAGGGCAACGUCAUCGCCUUUUGGGUGGACAAGAAAGGGAGAGUCUUCUACCGCAUUAACGAGUCCAGUCCCAUGCUGUUCUUCAGCGGGGUCCGCACGGCCGAGCCCCUCUGGGCCCUCAUUGAUGUUUACGGCCUGACCCGCGGCGUGCAGCUGCUAGACAGCGAGAUUGUUCCUGCAGACUGCCUGCGUCCACGCUCCUUCACCACGGUGCGCUCCUCCUCUCUGCGGCGUGAAGCGGACGACUCGCGCCUGUCCGUCAGCCUGUGCGACCUCAACCUGCAGCAGGAGGACGGUGGCCCAGCCCACAGCCGCUCCCACCGCCACACCCUCCACCUGGCCUCCACCUCCUCCUCCUCCAGCUGCCCCAUCCCGCAGAACUCCCUCAAUUCCCAGCAGUCCUCCCUCCUACCGUCCACCCUGGAGAGCGACCUCCACUUCCACCAGCUGCGCGGCGCCCACAUUAAGACGCUGGACGAGCAGACGGUGGCGCGAUCCGAGCACGCGCGUGAAGAGCGCACGCUGGUCUUCACGAACCGGCCACUGCGCAUCGGCGAGACAGUGUUCAUCAAAGUCACCAAGUCGAGCCCGGCGCGCUCGGGCUCUCUGUCUUACGGUGUGACGUCCUGCGACCCGGCGGUGCUGCGCCCCAGCGACUUACCCUACAAUCCCGAGGCCCUGGUGGACAGGAAGGAGUUCUGGGCGGUGUGCCGUGUGCCGACGCCUCUACAGAGCAGUGACAUCCUGGGCUUCUUGGUCAACCAGGAGGGGGAGGUCAUCCUCAGCCACAACGGCGCCAACGUGGGCAUGCAGGUGUGCGUGGACAACUCCCGCCCGCUGUGGAUGUUCUUCGGCUUGCAUGGUGCAGUGACACAGCUGAGGAUUCUGGGCUCCACGCAUCUCGGGGAUCCGCGGGCCACGUCGAAUCCCAGCUCGCCCUCCUCCUCUCCGCACACCCCCAGCGCCCUGGGAAGUGGCAUCUCUGAUCCGGUCCUGAACGGAGGUCUGUGCUCAGCCGCUUACUGCAGCUCAGCAGGGGGAACAACUCCGAAUUCUCCGGCCAGCCUCCCCAAGUCCCCCACGUUCCCGUCCGGCCGCGGGCCGUGGUCCGACGAGUGCUCCAUCUGCUACGAGAACACCGUGGACACGGUCAUCUACGCCUGUGGGCACAUGUGCUUGUGCUACACCUGCGGCCUCAAACUCAAGAAGAUGUCCAACGCCUGCUGCCCCAUCUGCAGGAGGCAGAUUAAAGACAUUAUCAAGACCUAUCGCAGCACGUAAGGGAACGGGCGACAGGACGACCUCAGCAAAACCCAGGGUUACAAAAAGAAAGGUUUAGGUUCAGGGAACAUGAACUCUGGUACUCUGAUUUGGUAUUUUCAUACAAAUAUUGGUGGCUGGUUUUCUCACGUGACCUUUUCCAGAGUUAAUGCCACUUCAGUGGGGAGGUCUCUCUGUCUUUAGAGUCACAGCCUUCGACAGGAAGUUCGUCCAAACUCUAUUCUUGCCAGAAGUGUUUGCUUUCUCCGGGGCUCGUGGAAGACUUUGAAAGAAGAGGGGAAAAAACCAAACCGGCUUCAAAAUUCUUUGAUUUGUUGAACCGUGUCGUAAGAUUUAGGAACUAUCGCCCAUUUGCGCCAAAGCAGAUGAGUCCCUUUGGGUCUGAAUGCUCAAUAGAUCUUUUCGAGGAUGACCGAAGCUCCGAAAUAUGCCGUCAACGCGAUUUACGACUUAAAUGGUCUCAGAAAACACACACCCGCUGCAGGUAAUCAUCUCAGUAUGUCACAACUUGUGUCUGUGUGUUACUGAGAACUGGAAGCUCAGUCUGCAUCACAGUGCUGAAGUGAUGGACGUCUGUUAGUGUUGUGGUGAUUAUCAGUGAGUGACGUGUCUAGCGACGCAAGCCGGUGCUGAGUAUUUUAAGUAGGAUUGUAAGACCUCUUGUACUCGUAUAAUCUAAUGUACCUUUCUGGUAGUUUUACUGCAAACGUUGGUGGUAGCUAUAUUGUUGUUCUAGCUAGCUGCUUGCUCUGCAAUGUGGUUUGUUGCACUGAAAUCUGCAUCAUCCUCUCAGAAAAGCCCCAAAACUGACCGAGAGGACCAAGACCCUCAUUGGCUGAAACAAUCUACAAGCCAUAGACUGUAUAUAAAAGAGGGACGUAGCCAGGUUACUGUGUGAAAUUCAGUUUUGAAGCCUCGGCGUCAGCGUUUUCAGCUUUGUUUUUAACUUUAAAAAUUGAGCAGAGUGGGGGAAACCAGAGUACACGCGCUCAUUCACUGAUGAUUUGUCAAUCGUGAACUGGACCCGCCCUCAUGUAUAGUAUGCUGUUUUGUUUUAGCCCAUAUGGUGCCUUUUGCACUGACAUAAAACUACUGAGAACAUAAAUUCAUCAGGAUUUUAAUCUGCCGCCCCUGUUGUGCCAGGUUUAAGUCGCUUCUGCAGUGGCUUUACUUUAACACCUGCACGCUACAUGCAUCUUUUUAUAUACAGUCUAUGCUGCCAACCUGCCUCCAGCAGACUCGGCAGCUCUGAAUUCUUGAAAGGAAACAGGAAGUGGGAAAUAAACAGCAAUUUGGAUACUCCUCAGGGCCUGCUAUCUUUUUAAGAACCAUCCUCCCAAACUGUACCUAUAUAACCCUGCCUAAUACACUGUGAGUGCUCACGACAAAUUGACAAGUCCUCACAAACAGCUCCCAUAACACCACGUAAAAAAAAAAAAAAAAAAUCAAAGGAUUGUUGCCAUGGUUUCCUGCCUUAUCUCACAGAAGGUUCGCUCGUAGAUGGACCGCGUUCUGUGCUUCCCCCAAACCCCCGAUGAUUUACCAAAUAAUGCUGUUGUGUGGCACAGACUGUCACAAAAUGUUCACUCAGAGGAGAAAAAGCACACAUUCAAACUAUUUUUCUAAUAGAAAUGCACAACAUUUCCAGUAUUUGAUUAUUAAAAUGUAUACUACGCUUUGUGACACCAGCAGCAGAGACAUUCUACAGAAAUCUCUUCAGGGGAAAAAAAAAGCUCCGAUUUUAAGUAUUUGUAUCAUUUCUGUCCCCUAACUUGAGUAUAAAACGUCUUCGUCCCCUUCAGAUUUCACAGAUGAGCUUUGUCCUCGCAGGAAGCUGAGAGGCUGUUUUUAGAUUUUGUAGAUAAUCAUCAAACGGGGAUCAGACCUAUGCUGCUACGGUGUUUGCCAGCCGACGGUGACGCUGCACACGUCCUUCCUCCCACGUCAGUUUGAUUACGCUACUGCUUGAAGUGUUAAUUCACAUUUGAAUGUUAACUUAUGUAUUUAGAGAGAUUUUUAUUGAUGUGCUUGAAUUGGGGUAAAAACCAACAAAAAAACUUUUGUGUUCUUUUAAAGUUUGUUUGGAUCGAUAAUCACGCGUUUUCUUUUUUCUUCACCUCGUUUAUCCAAAACUGCGAGAAUCUAAAUUUGUGUCCGGCAGCGAGCAGGUCGAGUUAGUCGCACCUCGCAGCAGAGAUGUCGCAGUACACAAUCAAACCCCGACCGCCGUGAGGUGCGACGCGCCAGCUCCUGCUUUUAUUGCGCUCCCUGAUCGUCACGUGUUCUUUUGAGUGAUUUCUCUUCCUGUGCGCGCGCCCGUGUCCACGACCCAACAGCCCGUCUGUAUCUUUAGCUCGUUCGGGCUGUGUGGUCUCAAAGCCAUCGCUGUGGUGAUGAUGAUGAUGAUGUCACUUUAUAAAGCUACUGAUUGUAAUCUUGUACGUCUGAGAUUCAGCCGUGGCAUUUUUUUCUUUGUGCAGAGACUUUGACCAAAUCCAGAAAUGAUCACUGAUCUAUUUUUUUAAGAUAUAAGUCUAUAGAUGCAACCCCCCCCAUUAAAUUCAUUGAUUUGUAUUUGAUUUUUGGACCACAUUGAUAAAUGCCACAAAAGAUUUUCUUCUAUAAAUAGUUUUUUGAGCACCUUUAAUUUAAUAUUUCGUUGUUGUUGUUUUUCCACACGCCCCACAGGAUGUCCCUGAUCCUCUAAUGUAUUAUUUAUUGGUCCAGCACCGACGCGUGGACGUUUCCUGCUUUCUCUCGUGUUUGCUGCCUCCUCUGGCUCCUCUGUGUCCGCAGCGCAUUUACUUUCUGUAAAUCUUUUUAUCAUGCAUGAGUUUUCCGUUCACCCAGCGUGAACAUCGGGACCAACAGCGGAUGAGCAUCGGAGUGGAACGCUGUCAGUGCUCGUGUAGACUGGAACCAGUGGCUAGAAAAACGCAGUUUGGCUGUUGUUGUGACAGCAGCUGAAAGUGCAAACCUGUGUUUUCUUUUUUCCUUUUGAUUUGAAGCUACAAGUGUUCAUUUGUGAGCUCUGUCCAGUGUGAGUCGGACGAUUGUGGUUAAUAAACUUUCCAGAUGUGUUUGAGCAGAAA
This is a messenger RNA of Maylandia zebra (zebra mbuna), 5241 nucleotides long. It is a transcript of the gene neurl1aa, whose product is annotated as neuralized E3 ubiquitin protein ligase 1Aa. Gene Ontology annotation, biological process: negative regulation of Notch signaling pathway. Gene Ontology annotation, cellular component: postsynaptic density; plasma membrane. Lineage: Eukaryota; Metazoa; Chordata; Actinopteri; Cichliformes; Cichlidae. The record is from RefSeq and is a predicted model, not a curated record. Gene Ontology annotation, molecular function: ubiquitin protein ligase activity.